Messenger RNA from Meleagris gallopavo (turkey), 6153 nucleotides. The record is from RefSeq and is a predicted model, not a curated record. Lineage: Eukaryota; Metazoa; Chordata; Aves; Galliformes; Phasianidae.
ACAAACAAGCAAAAAAAAAAAAAACCCACGAACACUACUGAUAAAAAUGAACAAGAGCACUGGGUUCUGCCUCUUCACAAGACAAAUUAGGCUUGUGCCUAUUUGAAUACUUAGCACUGCCAUUAGGGAUUUUACUGUUCAAUAAGUACUGUGCGCCAAGAGAAAAUUAAAAGCCAAAGACCAUUGUUACUUUGGAGAUUGUGCCUCUGUCAUUCUGAUUUCUGAGUGUUGACAGCAGAGAUCUGAGAUGACUUUUCCUGCAUGGAUGGGUCAACUGUUUAAUGCUUAAAUCGUGCCAUCACUCAGUAGUAAAUUGAAAAGGAUGGCCAGCUAGAUGAAGGAGUUAUCAUAUGCCAGUUUGAAACUAACCAGCAAAAAUAAUAAAGAAAAAAAAAACAAAUAGGAAACUGAGCUUUUCACCUACAGAUAGAGGCAGGCUUCACAAGUCAGAAGCAGUUUCAAUGUCAGUAGGAAAUCUGAGACCACAUAAGGAAAUAAAUGGUUCUCCCUUCUAGUCACCAUUUUCAACAGUGAGUAGCUACUUUUGUAUCUUAAAACUACAAUCUGGGAUCUGGGAGAACAUUGCCCUUUGGAACUGGAAAUUGAGUCUUACCUGUCGCUGGUCUUCGAGGUGCAUAGUUUGUGAUCUGUGCUGACGUGCCAGGGAAAGGAGACAGUGGCUGAGAAUGAUGGAGACAGCAGAGAAGAAGGCGCGGCCCAGCACCGGGAUGUGUCCCUCCCACUGCUGCCCACCCCAGCUGCUGCUGCUGGUGACAGUGACACUGAUGCCGAUGGUGCACCCAUAUGGCUUUCGCAACUGCAUUGAGGAUGUCAGGACAUCUUUGUGCUUCCGCUGCAUCCAGCGCUUCCUGGAGUCACCGGCCCUGGCAGUGUCUGACCUGCCACCAAAUGCCAUUUCACUCAAUCUGUCAUACAACUUAAUGCGCUGCCUGCAGCCCUCUGCCUUUGCCCGCCUGCCACGGCUGCACACCCUGGACCUGGCCUACAACCAGCUGGAGACGCUUUCCCCUGGUGCCUUCCAUGGAUUGGGUGCGCUGGUGGUGCUGGACCUGUCUCACAAUCGGCUGACCACACUCGCCGAAGGGGUGUUCAACAGUUUGGGCAACCUGUCCUUGCUGUGGUUACAACAUAACCCCCUGAGCACGGUGUCACCUGGUGCUCUGCUCCCCCUGCUCAACCUGCGCCGUCUGUCUCUGCGGGGCGGGCAGCUGAACGGGUUGGGGGCGGUGGCAGUGGCGGUGCAGGGCUUGGCACAGCUGGAGCAGUUGGACCUAUGUGAAAACAACCUGACAACGCUGGGGCCAGGCCCACCACUACCCGCCUCGCUGCACACCCUGCAGCUGUGCAACAACUCGCUGGGGGGGCUAGUAGGGGGUAGCCCAGAGAUGCUAUGGCACGUGAAGAUACUCGACCUCUCCUACAACAAUAUCUCGCAGGCAGAGGCCUUCACCCAGCUCCACCUGCGCAACAUCAGCCUGCUCCACCUGAUGGGCAACCCCUUGGAUGUUUUCCACCUGCUGGACAUCUCUGACAUCCAGCCUCGCAGCCUGGAUUUCUCUGGGCUGGAGUUGGGGACUCACGGACUGAAAAAGGUGUGCCUGAGGCUGCAGGGUCCCCGGGCCUUGCAGCGGCUGCAGCUACAACGCAACGGGCUGAAGGUGCUGCAGCGUAAUGCGCUGGCAUCGUGUCCUGUGCUGCAAGAGCUGGACCUGUCCUGGAACCGGCUGCAGCAGGUGGGCUGUGCUGGCCAGCUGCUGGACAAGAAGCAGCAGGAGGAGCUGGAAGUGCUGACAGUGGAGCACAACCUGCUGAAGAAACUGCCAUCUUGCCAGGGGGCCCAGGUGCUGCCACAGCUGCACAACAUUUCCUUCCGCUUUAACCGCAUCCUGACUGUUGGGUCCCAUGCCUUCGCUUACGCCCCGGCCCUGCAGGUGUUGCAGCUCAAUAUUAACAGUCUGGUGUUGCUGGACAGGCAGGCACUGUGGGGGCUGCACAACCUGACAGAGCUGCGUCUGGACAACAACCUGCUGACCGACCUUUACAACAACUCCUUCACUGAGCUCCACAGCCUGCACACCCUCAACCUGCGCAACAACCGUGUCUCCGUCCUCUUCCCCGGUGUCUUCCAGGGGCUGUCCGAGCUACAGACGCUGGAUUUAGGGGGCAACAACUUACGCCACCUGGCAGCACAGUCACUGCAGGGACUGUCCAAACUGCGCAGGCUGUAUCUGGACCGCAACAGACUGUUGGAGGUGAACAGCAGAGUGUUCGCCCCGGUGCAGGCUACCCUGGGGGUGCUGGACCUGCGGGCCAACAACCUGCAGUACAUCUCACAGUGGCUGCAUCAGCCACCACCCUUCCGCUACCUGAGCAGCCUGUAUGACCUUAAGCUGCAGGCGCAGCAGCCCUAUGGGCUGAAGAUGCUGCCUCACCACUUCUUCCAGGGCUUGGUGGAGCUGCAGUGGCUGUCGCUGUCACAGAACAUGCUGCGGGCCAUCCCACCAGAUGUCUUCGAGGACCUGGGCAAGCUGCGCUCCCUGACAUUGGCUGACAGCAGCAAUGGGAUACAUGACCUGCCUGACGGCAUCUUCAGAAACCUGAGCAACCUGCAGUUCCUGGACCUGGAGAAUGUAGGUCUGCACUCACUCACUCUGGAGGUCUUCGGCAACCUUAGCCAGCUGCAGGUGCUGCACUUGGCCAGAAAUGAGCUGAAGACCUUCAAUGCCAGUGUUGCCAGCCGGCUGUCCUCCUUGCGCUACGUGGACCUGCGCAAGUGUCCGCUGAGCUGCACCUGCGACAACACGUGGCUGCGGGGCUGGCUGAACAACAGCCGUGUGCAGGUUGUCUACCCCUACAACUACACUUGCGGCUCACAGCGCAAUGCCUACAUCCACAGCUUUGACAUACGUGUCUGCUUCCUGGACCUGGGGCUCUAUCUCUUUGCUGGGACUGCACCGGCAGUGCUGCUGCUGCUGGUGGUGCCGUUGGUGUACCACCGCACCUAUUGGAGGCUGAAGUACCACUGGUACCUCCUGCGGUGCUGGGUCAACCAGCGGUGGCGGCGGGAGGAAAAGCACUACCUAUACGACAGCUUUGUGUCCUACAAUUCAGCUGAUGAAAGUUGGGUGUUGCAGAAGCUGGUGCCUGAGCUGGAGCGUGGUGCCUUCCGACUCUGCUUGCACCACCGUGACUUCCAGCCGGGCCGCAGCAUCAUUGACAACAUCGUGGAUGCUGUCUACAACAGCCGGAAAACGGUGUGUGUGAUGAGCCGCAGCUACCUGCGCAGCGAGUGGUGCUCUCUGGAGGUGCAGUUGGCCAGCUACCGGCUGUUGGAUGAGCGACGUGACAUCCUGGUACUGGUGCUGCUGGAGGACGUGGGUGAUGCUGAGCUGUCUGCCUACCACCGCAUGCGACGGGUGCUGCUGCGGCGCACCUACCUGCGCUGGCCUCUCGACCCCACAGCCCAGCCACUCUUUUGGGCAAGGCUGAAGAGGGCACUAAGGUGGGGAGAGGGAGGAGAAGAGGAGGAAGAAGAAAGUUCGGGUGGAGGGGCAGGAAGGCCCAGGGAGGGAGACAAACAGGUGUAGUGCAGGUGUCAGCUGGCUGUAGGAUGGAGGAAAAUCAGCCGUAGGGUGAAGGACAAUAGCUGGCCAAAAUGUGAAAGAGGACCAUCCAUAGAGUGGAGGACAACAACUGGCCAAAGGGUGGAGGAGAACCAGUGAUAAGAUGGACAGCAACUAUCCGUAUAGACAAUCAGCUGUAAGAUGGAGUGCAACAGCUGCCCAUACAGAAGACUACAGUUGACCGUAGGGUUGAGGAAAACCAGCCAUCAGAUGGAGGACAACUGGUCAUAGGGUGGAAGACAACUAGCUGUAGAUGGGAGAAAAGCUGUCUGUAAGAUGGAGGAUAUCCAACCGCAGGGCCAUAGAGAGGAAGGCAACUGGCUGUGCAGAGGAGGAGAAGCAACCACAGGGAGAACCACAGCAGGGCUUUUCUCAUCCCAAAAUGCCAGGUUUCCAUCCCAAAGGACACCAGAAUAGCCUUUCUCACUCCACAUACCCAGAUCUGCCAAUUCAGAUGACUCAGUCGAAAUUCUUAUGUACUGUAGAAUUAGAUUCUGAGAUUCCCCUCCAAACAGGCCCGAGAACAACCUUCUUACUCUAGGCUGUUCCCCUCCUCAAACUGGCUUUUCUUGCCUCAAAAUGCUUGUACCCAUCCCAAAGGACUCCAAAAGUGCUUUUCUCCCUCAGAGCAUUUUCUGGGAUCCCACAAGGCAUUGUUACCCUGGGGUGCGGCAGGCUCUGUUGUGUACAGAGAGGGGUCCCCAAUAAAGCAAGGCUCCCCCCGCUUCACUUGUCCCUUGCUAUGGUCAUAUGUGGGAUGAGGUGGGAUUGGGAUGGCAUUUUACGGGGCCAGACAAUGGCACAGUCAGAUGAGGGGAGCACUGUCCCUGAGUUCUUUUUGGCCAUUGUUUGGGAUUCUGGCUGCAAAAUGGGGGAAAAACAGAGAUUCUGAGCAAAGAAUAGGCUGAGGUGGGAGAGCCCAGGAGGUCUCAAACUCCCGCAAACCCUCUCAGUAUCACCAGAACCCCCUGGAGCUCCCAUUUUCCCCUUGGAAAGCUCUAGUGUGCUCAGCCUCUCCUGCCUCCAAAGUUCCUCCAGGCCCUGUGUUCUCCUCCAGAACAUACUAGUACUCCAUUAUCCCCCUCUCGAAGUCCUGUUUUCCCUUCAAACAGCUUUAAUAUCCCCAGAGACACCUGGAGUUCCUCCAGAACCACUCCAGAGUCCCCCAUUUACCCACCACUACCCUCAGAGCCCGCUAUUGACAUGCCUUCUCCCCAACCAGAACACGUAUUUCCCCUCUCAGAGCCCCCCGAGGAUCCCCAGACCCCACCAGAUCAUCCCAGGAUUUCCAUUUCCCCUCCAUUGUCUCCUAUUGCCACCCCCUCUCUCCAGUAUCCCCAGUUCCCACACAGGACUCCAGCUUCCCACUCAGACACCCCACUCAUACCUCUGCGGUAUCACUGCAGGUGCUGGGGGAGGAACACUGAAAAAGUGGUCAGUUGCCUUGGGACCACAGAACUGCAGCCGGGAUGCAACAGCUGAGACCACCAGCAGCAGCAGCCAUUCCCCCAGCCACAGUGCAGCUGUGAGGAAACCUUCCAGCACACCAAGUAUGUAUACAGGAGGGGCUGAUGUGUGGCCAAGUACCAAACAUCAAAACACAGAAUUGUUAAGGCUGGAAAAGACCUCUCAGAUCCCCAACCCCAGCACACUCUCACCGUGCCCACUGCCCACGUCCCUCAGUGCCACUGCAUCACUGCUCUCUGGGAGCAGAAAUUGUUCCUAAUACCCAACUGAACACAGGACAUGGCUGACAGCAGGUCACACUCUGUUACCAUUACUCACUUUGUAACUGCCGAGUGAUGAGGAAAUGAUUUAGAAGAAAGACGGGGAAGGAUUAACUGGGAGUCAACCAGGACACUUGGGAGAAACAAAGGGAAAAUGAAUGGGAGGAAGAAAGAAGACAAAGCCAGACUCUGCAGCUGUGCCAAGGCAAGGGGCAAGAAGAGAGGACACACUGAAAUACAGGAACUUCCAUUCACAUGGUCACUCAAUGAGACAGGUUGCCUAAAGAGGUUAGAAAAGCACCAUCUCUCUGGAUAUCCAAAUAUGGGAAGCGGUCCUGAGCCACCUCCUCCAGCUGACCCUGGUUUUGGAAGGCAAGAGUGGCCAGGUGAUGAUGGCCUGAGGUGGUUUACAGCUAUGCUAUAAAUAUGUAAACAUGAGCUGUAUGCAGAACCAUUUGCUCUGCAUCAGAAACCAUUGCAUUGCAACGGUUUCUGAGGGCUUUGGGGCUGCUUUCCAGGAAACCCCAGCACAGCAGCAGGACCUCAGCACGGCCAGAUGAACUUGUGGGACUCCCCAAAGCAGUGGGACACUGAGAGGAACAUUUCCAGGGUACCCAUGGCCUCGUGCUGGAAGAAGGAGCAGGAGGGAGGGCAGAGGCAGAGCCAGAAGCAGGGGCACGAGCUGACACCUCCACCUCAGCCAGCUGAGAAGGGCUCCCAGGCUGCCUGCCCAGACCUCAGAUCCAGCCUCAAUUCAGCACAUGAGAAAAGCACAGCAGAUU